Messenger RNA from Perca fluviatilis (European perch), 1249 nucleotides. It is a transcript of the gene cldnd1b, whose product is annotated as claudin domain containing 1b. Lineage: Eukaryota; Metazoa; Chordata; Actinopteri; Perciformes; Percidae. Bases 398 to 1144 code for a protein of 248 amino acids. Gene Ontology annotation, cellular component: membrane. The transcript is spliced from 5 exons. The record is from RefSeq and is a predicted model, not a curated record.
AACCACCGUCAAAAAUCAAAAGGAAGAAGAAAACCUAUCAACAUAGAAGAAGAGGGCGGAGGCCUGCUUGAAAUCCAAGGAGCAGAAAAAAAUAACGCUAAUAUUGAGAAGUUUUGUCCAUCGAUGAGGUUGUGAACGCCUCAUCUGUGUUUGGGACAUUGCUCAAGAUGCAGCACAGUAAUUUGAUUAAAUAGAGUAUCAUGUUGAGAUACUCUUGACACUGGCACACUACCUGACCAUACUUAACAGACAUGCCGUGGUGCCUAAACACCAAGCGGAAAUAUAAGUUUUAACCAUCACACAGUGAAACUGAGUUUUCUUUUUCUUUUUUAUUAUCAUCAGAAAGCAGUUCCUUCUUGUAAACACAACCUCAAAUCAAGCUGUCUUCAUCUAGACCAUGGUAGACAAUCGCUAUGCCACAGCUCUGGUCAUCGGCUCGGUGCUGAGCCUGCUGGCGACAGUGUAUCUCUCCGUGGCUGUGGGGACGCAGCACUGGUACCAGUACAGCUGUCCACCAGUCAAACAUGAGGGGAGCAACGCCUCCAAGCUCGAGUUCCUCUAUGGAGAGUUUGAUGAGAAGACUUGCAGUGAAACCAUGUUCCGCCUGAACGGCACCCUGGGAUUGUGGUGGAGGUGCAUCCUGGUGCCCAGCCAGCCCUACUGGUUCAAAGCGCCAGAGCCGAAGAUGGAGACGCAGUGUGUGAGCUUCACUCUUCCUCAGCAGUUUAGUCCAAAGUACAAAUACCCUAGAAUCCAUAACAACGAAGAGGAUCUGCUGAGAACAUACUUGUGGAGGUGCCAGUUUCUCCUACCCUUGGUGUCUCUGGCUUUGGUGUUCCUCGGUGGCCUUGUUGGGGUCUGCGCCUGCCUGUGCCGAAGCUUCACCCCCACCUUGGGUGUGGGAGUGCUCCAUCUACUCGCAGGUCUUUGCACUCUGGGCACCGUCUGCUGUUUCCUGGCCGGUGUGGAUUUGCUCCAACAGUAUUUGCCACCACCAGAAGGGGUGGAGGGCUCGCUGGGCUGGUCCCUCUACCUCGCCCUUAUCUCCUUUCCUCUGCAGAUGAUGGCAGCUGCUUUGUUCCUGUGGGCGGCCAGGAGUCACCGCAAAAACUACACCCGCAUGACUGCUUACAGGGUAGCCUAAAGAGAGACUACUACGACAACUUCCCUCAAAACAGCUCAAAACAGCCUACUGGUCUGAGGACUUUCUUUAAAAAAAAAAAUCUGGUCUUAUUUCUGGUUAAGGACU